Molecule: messenger RNA, 1417 nt
Organism: Chionomys nivalis (European snow vole)
Lineage: Eukaryota; Metazoa; Chordata; Mammalia; Rodentia; Cricetidae
Gene: Ahsg
Product: alpha 2-HS glycoprotein
Exons: 7
Coding region: 54-1103 (349 amino acids)
Biological process (GO): negative regulation of endopeptidase activity
Cellular component (GO): extracellular matrix; extracellular region; blood microparticle
Molecular function (GO): cysteine-type endopeptidase inhibitor activity
Source: RefSeq, a predicted model, not a curated record
UUUGGGCUAGUCCUGGUAUCUGCCCAUCUUCUACAGCCUCUCUGGGGGCAGCCAUGAAGUCCUUGGUCCUGCUUCUUUGUUUUGCUCAGCUCUGGGGCUGUCAAUCAGCUCCACAUGCUACGGGAAUGGGCUUUAGAGAAGUGGCUUGUGAUGACCCAGAUGCAGAGCAAGCAGCUUUGACGGCCGUGGACUACCUCAAUCAACAUCUUCAACACGGAUUCAAGCACACCUUGAAUCAGGUUGACAAAGUCAAGGUGUGGCCUCGGCGGCCCUUCGGGGAAGUGUUUGAGUUGGAAUUAGACACGCUGGAGACCACCUGCCAUGUUCUGGACCCCACUCCCCUGGCCAAUUGUUCUGUGAGGCAGCUGGUCGAUCAUGCGGUGGAGGGAGACUGUGACUUCCACGUUCUGAAACAAGACGGCCAGUUCUCUGUGAUGCACGCCCAGUGCCACUCCAAUCCAGACUCUGCAGAGGAUGUGCGAAAGGUGUGCCCAAAUUGUGGACUGCUGGCUUCGUUCAAUGACUCCAGCGUGGUGAAUACUGUCAACGCUGCCCUGAAUGCCUUCAAUGCACAGAAUAACGGAAGCUAUUUUAAACUGGUGGAGGUUUCCCGGGCUCAAAAUACGCCUCCCCCAGUUUCUACUUUUGUGGAGUUUGUGGUAGCUGCUACCGACUGCACUGCUCAAGGGGUCACGGAUCCAGCCAAGUGUAACCUGCUGGCAGAAAAGCAAUAUGGCUUCUGCAAGGCAAGUCUUGUCAAAAAGCUUGAUGACGAAGAGCUUUCAGUGGCCUGCAAAGUUUUCCAAAAACAGCCACAGCCAGCCAGUGUCGACGCAGCAGGUCCUGCACCCGCAGUGGACCAAGCUGCACCCCCAGCCCCACCAGCUAACCCACCAGCAUCUCUAGUGGUGGCGGUUCCUCCAGGACCUCCAGCCCACCGAACCCACCAUGACCUGCGCCAUGCCUUCUCACCUGUGGCCUCCGUGGAGUCGGCCUCAGGAGAGGUUGUUAACCUGCCUAAGGUGGUCCACUCUGGCCCUGCAGGUGCUGCUGAUCCAGCAGUCCGCCCGUGCCCAGGCAGGGUGAGACACUUCCGUAUCUAGGCUAGGCUCAGUGAAGUAAGGUUUCGGUAGAGAGGACAUAGCCGCUAUUUUGCCCAAGACUGGACAUGAGGCUGGGAGCUUGUCCCCUGACAAAACAAGUGCCACCUCACAGCUUGAAUCUCAGUGUUCUUCGUUCCUCAGAGAACGGGGCAGAGAAGGGAUGGCCAUAUUUGAGGAAAGGCACAAUGGCCACUGUUGUGAUGACAAAUGUCUGCCACUGUUUCUCUGCCUUCUCACUGACCUCAUAGAAAAUGGUUGCAACUGUGACUCGGAAAGGUGCUCUUGCCAAUCUUAUAUACACCCAUGAAUAAAAG